Molecule: messenger RNA, 1115 nt
Organism: Callorhinchus milii (elephant shark)
Lineage: Eukaryota; Metazoa; Chordata; Chondrichthyes; Chimaeriformes; Callorhinchidae
Gene: tpgs1
Product: tubulin polyglutamylase complex subunit 1
Exons: 2
Coding region: 39-821 (260 amino acids)
Biological process (GO): protein polyglutamylation
Molecular function (GO): microtubule binding
Source: RefSeq, a predicted model, not a curated record
GUCGCCUCCCCGCGGGUGGCGGUCCCGCCCGAGCAAAGAUGGCGGCGGCUGCGACCGGGGACGGCGAGGGCGGCGCGCGGCUCCCGCCCGGGGUGGGGGACGUGGUGCGGGACGCGCUGCUCCGGGUACUGGAGAACAGACCCGAGGACCCGCUCUCCUUCCUCAGCGAGUACUUCGGGAACCUGACGGCGGCGGCGGAGGAGCGCGAGGACCCCCUGAGCCGCGGCACCGGGGAGCAGCAGGAACAGAUCACCAGAGCCUUGAAACAGCUGCAGCUCUGUCACUACAACAGGCCUGCCUUCAACAACAACCUAGCCGUAGCCUAUCAGAUCCUGAGCUGCCCCGUACAGAAGAGGAAGAAGUCUGGGCUGACAGGAGAAGCCUAUACGCAGCUCUUGAAGCAGAUCUGUGAAGACAAGACCACUCCAUCCUCGUCUCUGAUCCAGAAACUCCAGUGUCGGGCCUACGAAGCCGUGCCUUUCAACGUCUUCCGACACGGGACGCUGACCUGCUUCAUCUUCCUGCACUUCUUGAAGAUAUCCGAGGGUCUCUUUGAGGUGGUGGCGGAAUCGGGCAAGGUGAACAGGACGGUGUGCGAAGCUGUCAUUGCAGCGUUGAAAGAGGCCGUGGGCAUCAGUGAUUACACCAAGCCCAUGAGUUACUUGGAAGCCGGCUCCAAGCUUGGGCCUGAUAGACUGGGUAAGGCCAUGGAACAAGCCGUGAGGCUUAGGAAAUCCGAAGUGGCCUCCUUGGUCACAAAGGAAGAGUUUAUUCACAGGGUGGCCUCCCUGUUCACCGAGAAAGUAAAAAAAAUAUUUUGACUGAUCGUUUCGCUGUCCAGCGGGUUCUGCGAUUCUAAAUUCUCCCGCUUCAAAGCAUGUCUCCCGCUUCAAGGCCAGUUGGUUGUACUCACUGUCUGCACUCAAAGGGGGGAAGGUAGGUUGUGAUAACUUAUUGAGGUCAAAUUCCAAAUUAAAAGUGUGCACCCCAAUUCCAAUUUAUACCCCACAUCCUUGUGUGUAAAUUGUCCGCCAAGUGCACAGUCCGCGCGCAGCCUCAAUAGGAACAGACAUUACACUUGACAGCAAUUGCAAAUGAAACAUUUUGAGGUGUUA